This is a messenger RNA of Quercus robur (English oak), 462 nucleotides long. RefSeq lists its product as uncharacterized. NCBI's taxonomy places the organism in Eukaryota, Viridiplantae, Streptophyta, Magnoliopsida, Fagales, Fagaceae. Gene Ontology annotation, molecular function: protein binding. The record is from RefSeq and is a predicted model, not a curated record. The transcript is spliced from 2 exons. The coding region runs from base 1 to 462 and encodes 153 amino acids.
AUGGUGCGAUUUUUGACUCCGCAACAGUUAGAACUGAAAAACAUGGAUGGAGAUACAGCCCUGUGCUUUGCUGCGAAAUUAGGAUCUGUGACAAUUGCGGAGGAGAUGGUGAAAAAAAGCGUGACACUGCCAUUGAUCCUCAGUAUUGAAAACAAAUCACCACUUCACAUAGCAGCUUUGCGGGGACGUAAAGACAUGGUUUCGUAUCUAUUCUCUGUGACUUCUUUAAACGACUUGGAUCCUAAUGAUCGCAUGGAGAUCCUUAUUGCUACUAUUACCCAUGAUAUGUACGAUAUAGCACUCAAAAUUCUGACAGAUAGAGAGCGAACACUAACAACUGCAAACAAUGCAGAGAUUAUUGCAGCAAAGACUAUUGCAGCACUGCAAGAGUUGGCCAGAAAACCUUUUGCAAUUGGCAGCAAAAGUCAGCUAUCAUUUUGGAAUAGAUGCUUAAACUGUUAG